Molecule: messenger RNA, 2715 nt
Organism: Paramecium pentaurelia
Lineage: Eukaryota; Ciliophora; Oligohymenophorea; Peniculida; Parameciidae
Source: the annotation of a GenBank genome assembly
AUGAAAUAACAUGCCAAUAACUAUUUUGUUAAGAAAAUAACCAAACCAAUUUCACAAGUUAGUACAAAUUCGGCAGUUACAAGAUCAAAUGAAUUAAAGCCAACUUCUUAUUUAACCUUUAGUAGAAGUAAACAUAGAAGAAAGAAUGAGACAGCUAUUAAAUUACCAGAGUUGCAGCCCAGUUCUGCUCGUGCUAAAACUGAAUAAGAUUAAACAGCCUAAAAUGAAUUCAAAAAAUCAAUUGUCAUUAUUAGUAGAAAACCAAGUGCUACAUUAAUCUCUCAAAGAAUCAAAACUUCACCCUCCAUCUAACUUUGGGAACCAGAAUAGCUAUCAAAACCAACUAUUGAGGAAGUAUAAGAGAUAACUCCGAAAUUCUAUGAUGUUCUUUGUGAGGAGUUGAUAUUAAGUUAAAAGUAGUCUAAAAUCAAAGAGAAAAGUCAUAUAUUUUGUAAGACCAAAUUAAAUGAAUAUGAUAAAUUUUAGGAGAAAAGCUCUAGAAUGAUUAGAAAGAUAAUUCAAUUGCUUAAAACUCAUAGAGAAAGAAAUGAAGAAAGAGAAUUGAAAAGUAAAACUAUGAUUGAAACUUAAAUGGCCAAAUCUAACAUUUUUUUUCAUGCUCACACUUAUUAUUUACCUGAAUAACCUCAUUUUAAUUAGAAAGAGCUACUCUUUCAAUAAUAAUUAUCAGCUAUACCCAAAAGACAUACAAAAUAUAGUUCAUAGUUAACAUUAACUCAUCAAGCUGAAUCAUUUAAACCAAUGAAGAGUUUAAUUGAAGAAAUUAAAGAAAAAUAAUAAGAUCCAAUUAAAUAAGCUUCAAUUUGUCUUGUAUCACCUAAUUGUCAAUCUAAUAAUAAGAAAAAAAUUAAACUAGUAAUUGAGUGCAUAGAAGAAUAGAAAUAUAAUAAGUUAGAGUUUUUAGUACCUGAUUAUAUGGAAGAAGAUUAAUUAGUUUCAGUUCAAAUUAUAAAUAAUGUAGUAGAAUCCAAAGAUACCAAAAAAUCAAAUAUCUAUUCUUUGGUUUCAAAAAAUAUGUUUAGCAAGUAAUCAAAUUUAUUAUAUUAGAAAAAUGAAUUAAAUUUAGAAUCUUAAUGGAUCAAUAAUAGAGGAAUUUAAUUCUGAUAAAGCAACAUAAUUCACUAGAUACUACUUAUAAAAUUAUGUGUUAAAAUGUAUAAAUUAAAAGAAAAUCAAAGAAAAAAAAGAUGCAGAACCUUUAUUGAAUAUAAUGAAAUAAGAUUCAAAAUAAGAACAAUAGAUAUUUAAUUCAAAAACACCUCUGGAUUACUCUAUUAUUGUAAUUAUUAAUUAUAGUUAAGAAAGACUUUUAAACUACCAAGUUUUUUGACAUAAAUAGUGAGAUUUAUAGAUGUAUUGAGCCAUAUGAUUCAUAAGAUUCUAGUAUGAUAUCUGACAAUAGUUUCCUUAAUGAUAAAAGCUAUAUAGAUUUUUCAACAGAUUAGGGAAUUAAACUUAAAUUCCUAAUUGCAUCAAAGUUAAUUGAUCCAUGUGUAAUUAAAGAAAAAUUAAUUAAAUUUAUCAUAUCAACUAUCUCUGAUGAAUCAAAAAAUGUUUUACUUCAUUAAGAAAUUAUGGCUUUUGCAAAUUAAGUUGAAUAAGUCAUUCAUAUAGAUUAUGAUUUACCGCAUCAACCACGUAAAUUAAUAAUAAAUAUACUUAGAUUUGGAAGCUCUAAAUCGACUCUUCCUUCGAAUUAAUAAAAAUGAUAGAAAAAAAUUUCUGAAAUCUUUUUUUAAGAAAUUUGAAAUUAUUAGUAUUGGAUUAUUUGAAGAUUGCUUUAAACAUUAACUUAAUAAUGAAGAGAAAACAUUUGUUAAAUUAUGUUAUCAAUAAUAAAGUAAUAGUUUAACUGAUAAUACUUCUAUAAAAUAUUCCAAUAUGCUGAAAUCUAGACAUUAUAGAGAAACUACUAUAGAAACUAUUCCAAAAUAAUAGACAAACUUAAUGAUAUUAUCUCUGCCUCCUGCUGCUAUAAAAAGUAGAUCAGAAUCUCCUUCUAAUCUUGUAUUUAUUUAUAUUCUAUAAUUAAGAGCGACUCUAGAACAUAGAAAAACAGUCGUUAAAAUUAAUAAGUUCUCAUUAAAAAUAUGUUUAAAAGUAAAUAAUGUUUUUAAUUAAAUUUUAGAACAGUCAUAAAGAUUUUUGCAAGUAUAAACAUCUUCAAAGUUUUAAAUACAAUAAUAAACUCCUUAAGUAUAAAAACUCUCAAUAGUAAAAGAGAAAGAAUAAUAAAAUAUAAAUAAAUAGACAUAGAAAAUUAAUUUGAAUUAAAUUUAAAAUAAUCUAAAAUAAUUAUCAAUGGACCCAUAAUCAUUAUUAUUAAGAAAUAUGAUGAUUCAAAAAACAAAAAAUGAUGAUAAAACUUUACAUGAAAGAAUAUUUCUGAUGGUUUAUGAACAUAGACUUUAAGAUUUAAAAGAAAUUCUUAAAUUAGAAACAUCAAUAGAUUUAAAUUACUAAAAUGAUGAUGGUGACACAAUGCUAAUUUCAGCAUCUUAAUGUGGAGCUGCUUCAAUAGUAGAAUUCUUAAUUAAAAAUGGUGCUGAUGUUUCAAUUCAAAAUGUAUUAUUUUUAUUCAAAAUUAUAUAGUAUAAUGGAUAAACAGCAAUGGAUGUAGCAUUAAAAAACUAUUAAUUCUAAACUGCAGAUAUAAUAUUUAAAUAUCUUUAUCCAGAUAAUAAAAAUUUAUGA